Messenger RNA from Loa loa (African eye worm), 465 nucleotides. RefSeq lists its product as hypothetical. Bases 1 to 465 code for a protein of 154 amino acids. The transcript is spliced from 4 exons. NCBI's taxonomy places the organism in Eukaryota, Metazoa, Nematoda, Chromadorea, Rhabditida, Onchocercidae. The record is from RefSeq and is a predicted model, not a curated record.
AUGGUUACCGGUCGACCACAACCGGUUUUCAUGUCACAUCUAUCUCAACAACAUAUUCCCUCAACCGCUUCCUUACAACAUCAUCAUCAACAACAACAGCAGCAGCAACAACAACAACAACAGCAGCAGCAACAACAACAACAACAACAGCAGCAACAACAACAACAACAACAACAACAACAACAACGACAACAACAACAGCAACGACAACAGCAACAACAACAACAUCAUAACAUUGUUGCAGAUACUGGAUGUGUUGAUACAGAAAUGAGUACAUCAUCAUCAUCAUCAACAACAUCAGCUAAUAUAACUGAACAACGUGGAGUUAUUCGUAAAGCAGCAUGUUCAAGACCUAAGCCAAUGAUAACAACAUGUUCACUGAAUGGACAAUUGAUGCAUAACAGUAAUCAAACAUCUCAUACUGUUGAUUAUCUUGAUGUCUUCUGUUCUGUACCAGCAAAAUAA